This is a messenger RNA of Heterocephalus glaber (naked mole-rat), 3291 nucleotides long. RefSeq lists its product as uncharacterized. Lineage: Eukaryota; Metazoa; Chordata; Mammalia; Rodentia; Bathyergidae. The record is from RefSeq and is a predicted model, not a curated record. Gene Ontology annotation, biological process: regulation of DNA-templated transcription.
UCCGGCGUCAUGGCGCCGCAGUCAGCACCCGCCCCGCGUUGCGGAGAAACAUACCGUCGGUCGCGACCUUUCUCUUUGACUUCUGUCGGCCCUGGGCUGCGUGGGAAGGAACCUGGGCGACCCUCAAGUCCCACAAUGGUGACGCAGGCAGUGACCUUUGAGGAUGUGGCUGUGAACUUCACUUUGGAGGAAUGGGUUUUGCUGAAUUCAUCCCAAAAGAAGCUCUACAGAGAUGUGAUGUCAGAGAUAUUUAAGAACUUGGCUGCUAUAGAACCAAACUGGAAUGGCCAGCAAAUUGAAAAUCAGUGCAAAUGUUGGAGGAGAAAUCUAAGAAGUGAAGAGAUAGAGGAAUGGUGUCAAUAUAAAUUAUGGUAUCAACAUGAAGACAUGUUUUUUGGGACUCCAGAUCGUAAUGUGAACAUGAAACCACUUUUUACAGAACCAACUGAAAGGAUUACUUGUAGAAAUCGCCUAAUUCUUCCGUCAUCACUAAAUGUGCCUUUCAUAACUCACACGGCACUCAAAUCAUAUGAGUAUCAGAAAUUUGAAGAGAAGCUGUCUAACAAAAAUGAACAUGGGGAAACCUACAGAGAUUUCCAGUCCUUUCAGAAGGAUGCAAGAACAAACCCUAGAGAGAAAACCUAUGAAUGUAAGCAAUGUGAAAAAUCCUUCUCUGAUUGCAUUAAAGAAACUCAUAUUGGAGAGAAGCCCACUGUAUGUAAACAAGAUGCUAAAGCCUUCAGUACAACCAGUUAUUUUCAAAUUCAUGAAAAUAAUCACAGUGAAAUGAAUGUCUCUGUAUGUAUACAAACUGGAAAAGCUUUUAAUUCUCACCGCAGUGUUCAAAUACAUGAAAGGGCUCACACUGGAGAAAAACCCCAUGUAUGUAAACAGUGUGGGAAAGCCUUCACUAAUAACUCUUCUUUUUGCAGACAUGAAAGAACUCACAAAGUGGAGAAACAUUAUGUAUGUAAGCAGUGUGGAAAAGCCUUUACUGAUAGAAGUUCAUUUUGUAGACAUGAAAGAAGUCACACUGGAGAGAAACCCUAUGUAUGUAAACAGUGUGGGAAAGGUUUCAGCACACACAGUUAUUGUCAAAAACAUGAAAAAAUUCACAAAGGUGAGAAACCCUAUGUAUGUAAACAAUGUGGGAAAGCUUUCAGCACACAGAGUAAUUGUCAAACUCAUGAAAGAAUUCACACGGGGGAGAAACCUUAUGUAUGUAAGCAGUGUGGGAAAGCUUUCAGGCAACACAUUCAGUGUCAGAUACAUGAAAGAACUCACACAGGGGAGAAACCUUAUGUAUGUAAGCAAUGUGGGAAAGCAUUCCUUUAUUACAGCUCCUUUUGUAAACAUAAAAGAAUUCACACUGGGGAGAAACCCUACGUAUGUAAACAGUGUGGGAAAGCAUUCACUUAUGAUAGUUCAUUGCGUAAACAUAAAAUAAUUCACACUGGAGAGAAACCCUAUGUAUGUAAGCAGUGUGGGAAAGCAUUCCCUUAUCACACUUCGUUUCAUAAACAUAAAAGAAUUCAUACUGGGGAGAAACCCUACAUAUGUAAACAAUGUGGGAAAGCAUUUGCUUAUGACAGUUCAUUUUAUAAACAUAAAAGAAUUCACACAGGGGAAAAACCCUAUGUAUGUAAGCAAUGUGGGAAAGCUUUCAGUACACUCAUUCAGUGUCAAAGCCAUAAUAGAACUCACACUGGGGAGAAACCAUAUGUAUGUAAACAGUGUGGAAAAGCAUUCACCUAUGACAGUUCACUCUGUAAUCAUAGAAGAAUUCACACUGGGGAGAAACCCUAUGUAUGUAAGCAAUGUGGGAAAGCUUUCAGCAAGCGUGAUUAUUGUCAAAUACAUGAAAGAAUUCACACUGGGGAGAAACCCUAUGUAUGUAAGCAAUGUGGGAAAGCUUUCACCAGUCACAGUAAUUGUCAAACACAUGAAAGAUCUCACACUGGAGAGAAACCUUAUGUAUGUAAGCAAUGUGGGAAAGCAUUUCCUUAUUAUAGUUCAUUUUACAUACAUAAAAGAAUUCACAGUGGAGAGAAACCAUAUGUAUGUAAGCAAUGUGGGAAAGCUUUCUCUUAUUACACUUCAUUUUAUAAACAUAAAAAAAUUCACGUGAGAGUGAAACCCUAUAUAUGUAAGCAAUGUGGGAAAGCAUGCAGUACACAUAGAUAUUGUCAGAUACAUGAAAAAAAGCCACACUAUUGAGAAACAUGUAUGCAAGUAAUGUGAAAAAGCCUUCAGUUAUUCCAGUCAUCAUAGGCUUUAAGAAAGUCACAGAAGAAAAUUAACUGUGAAUUUAUGCUGUGGCUUACACUGACAUGAAAAGACUCACAGUGAGGGGAAGCCCUUUGGUAAGAAUGUGGAAAAUCUUCACUACACGCAACUAUCAUUACAUUCAUGGAAGCAUUCAUAGAGGAGAAAAUCUGAACAUAGAUGAGCCAUAUGAAAAAUGCAUUUUUCCCAGUGCAUUCAAAUACAUGAAUUCAUGUAAGAAAGAAGCCAUGUGUGAUAUCAUUGGGGAAAACCUUUCAAUUCUUCCACUUUUUUUUUUUUUUUUCCAGUACUGGGGAUCGAACUUGGGACCUCCACUUUUGAAAUACAGGGAACUCCCAUUGGAAAGAAACCCUGUGUAGAAAAUGUGAGAAAGCAUUUUGUGUUUCCCAUAACCUCAGAAAAUAUGAACAAACAGCAUAAAUAUGAAAUGUGAGAAAAGUCAUUUUUACAUGACUUUAUGCAAACACAAUAUUGUAUUAUGGAGAAACAUCAGUGUAUAUUUUAUGGGGACACCUCUAGUCAUUUUGAUGUUAAUAUUUUAAAAGAACACUUUUGGGAGAACAUCAAUAUAAGGAAUGUACACAAGUCUUAAGUUGUCCUACAUAUAAGAAAGCAAAUUGGAUCAAAUUCGUGUGAAUGUAUAAAAAUCUCAGUAAUAACUCACUUUUUAAACAUUCUUUGAACAUUUCUUAUGUAGUACAAAGUAAGUAUGCAAGUAAUAUGAAAAUGUCGUAGUAAUUAUUUCCAUGUAGAAUGCUCCAGAAAAUAUACAACCAGAUCAGUUACUCUAAAAUAUAAAUGUAGUGUGGUCAUCUGUAAUUCACUUUUAAAGUAGAUCUCUGGGUUACAUGUUUGUAAAUUUACUUUCAGGAACAAAUAUGCUGACAGUUCUUUUUGUGGAAGUAAUAAUGCUGGAGUUUAAUAUUGUAUUUAAAUCAAAUUAGGUGAUAUUUAUUUUACAUCAUGACAGAUGUACAGGUAUAUUAAAAUGUAUUAUAUGUUUAA